CAAAUAUCGAUUUGAAGAUGAACGCUUAUCUGUUUGCGUUGGUUAUUUUAACCACUUUAAAAAUAAACUGGGGUUUCAAUUUAGCCAUUGCAGACUAUGAAAAUCCACGGAGGGACUACGAUAAGAUGACAGAUGAACCUUUUGUAGAAGCUAAUAAGGGUUUCGAUUACGCUGUUGCAAACGAAGAUCCGCGGAGGAGCUACGAAGAAAUGACAGAAUUUCCUUUUGCAGAAGCUAAGGUGAAAUACCAUCGCUCUCGCUACUGCAUUACCGCCUUCGGAGAUACUAAUUGCGUUCGUAUGGAAGAGGAACCCGGGGACGCCGCAAAACUGGCGAAGCUCUACAGAAUAGUAAUGUCAGGCUACGACAGCAAGGCUUUACGCACCGGCCAAAACAUGAAGUCUAGUAUCCGCUCCAUUUCCGACGUUCUAGGCCAAGAUUUCAACAUGAACGCACUGAAGAAACUUCUCCAACCCAAAAGAGUUCAAAGGAAGAAUGUACAACCGGGAAUGAAGCAAGUUCUACCGUUUUUCAGAGAGUUGCCUACUAAGAUGCAUCAGAAGAUUGGUCUGCAGAAGUUUAUAAAGCAGAAGCCGCCCCAUGUUGCCCCUGUGCCUAGGAGGAGGGGGCAGGGGGGUGCCGGGUCCAUGAUCGACCCGUUUUCUAUGACUAUGAGCUUUAACCCGAUGCGUAGGGUCGGUGUGGUUGGCAACUACCCGAGCGAGCGGAAAUAAAGUUGAUUUUUAAUUUCAAUAAAGGAAAUAUCAUGUG
Leguminivora glycinivorella is the source of this 771-nucleotide messenger RNA. RefSeq lists its product as uncharacterized. The transcript has 5 exons. NCBI's taxonomy places the organism in Eukaryota, Metazoa, Arthropoda, Insecta, Lepidoptera, Tortricidae. The record is from RefSeq and is a predicted model, not a curated record. Bases 18 to 734 code for a protein of 238 amino acids.